CCCACGGGUUCAUUCCUUCAUGUUUACGGUACAAAACCUAAAGUCUCCCCUCUAUAAAUCACACGCAAACAGAGAGAUUCAAGAAACAAUCAUGGGUUCUGAUCUGAAGAAGGAGUCCAUUUCAGAACUGAGGCUUCCCCUGUUUUCAGUUUCGCAUACUCUUGUGCGAAUGCAGACGCCAGAGAGAGCAGGGGCGUCCACCCCACCUUCCGCCUCCGUCCCAUUUCGCUGGGAAGAGGAGCCGGGGAAGCCCAAGCCAUGCACCGCGCUUUCCACGUUCUCGAUUCGGGAGGAUUCUGCCCAGAAAUGCCUUGAACUGCCUCCAAGGUUGCUGGUGGAAUCAAAACAGUAUUCCUCGCCUACCACCGUCUUGGAAGGUCCGUACAUCGGUCGUACGUCCAGGUUUCAGUCUCUCAGAAUGGGCAAACACUCCUCGCCCGCCACCGAUCUCUUGGAAGGCUCGUUCAUUGGCCGGUCGUCGAGGUUUCAGUCUAAUUCGUUCAGAAUGGGAGGCGAUUGCUACGGUUCUUUUCGUUCCACCGGUAACUCCAGCCCGGAGGCGGUGGUUCCUUAUGGAGCGGUGGUUGUUAGCAAGAAAGGGCAGCGGAGAGACAGAGGGAUUCUUGGGUUCUGGAGGAAAAGAGCCUUGAAGGGUGAAAGAGGUGUUGUUAGGGGUAGUUACGUGUUUCCGUCUUCCGUGGAUAGAGAAAGUGAUUCCGGCCGUGAAAGGGAAGACAUCGGCCGCAGCACCACCGUGAAGAUCACCAGGGUUAGAAGAAUUAGGAGUUCUCCUAAUCUAUCCCAUGCCAAGUCACAUUUCUGGGCUGGUAUAUAUGAAGGAUUGAAACAGGCAGUUCCAUGGAGUAAAGGGAAAGGGGUGAAGAAGGAAGGGUCAGUGAGCUGAACUGUACCCCAUUAUUGCCAUCUGUCGUCUGACACUGGCACUGGUACUUUUUUAGAUGCAUCCAAAUUAUGUGGUGUUUCCUAUGCCUUUCUUCUCUCUCUUCUUAUGCAAUUCAUAAAAAUGAUGUAUGGAAUUUAGGGUAUACAUAUGAUUUCUCCCAUUGAUGUGGGCCUGUUCUGUGCAAGCGGAUUUUGGAUAGACUUAUAUGCUUUUAGCAUGUAAAUUUAUGUUGAAGUUUCUGCAUGUAGUACCAACAAUAAAUGUAGCCGCAAGUGGCAGUGCCAGUGGCACCAUGUAGAACUCCAACUUUUGGGGGUUAAGGGAUUCGGCCAGACAAGUAUGGCAAUUG
Molecule: messenger RNA, 1253 nt
Organism: Rubroshorea leprosula
Lineage: Eukaryota; Viridiplantae; Streptophyta; Magnoliopsida; Malvales; Dipterocarpaceae
Source: the annotation of a GenBank genome assembly